GACCGGGGCCUCGAGCGGCGGCGUUCGCUCACAUGCAGGUCCGGGUGGGCGCAGCGCCGCUUCUCCUCCGCCUGCUCCGCGCUGGGCGGUCGGGGGGCGCUGGGCCGAAGCCCGCGGGCCAUUUCCAAGCGCGGCCCCUGUCGCCGUCCGGGGAGAGAGGGAUGAGGCUCGUCCAGUUCCGCACCGCGAGGGAGCAGGACGGGGUGAGAGUGGGAGUGGAGGAGAAGGACGGAGGGAACGUCGUCGACCUAAAUUGGUUGGACAGCUCGCUGCCCAGGACCAUGAGGGAGUUUCUGGAGAAGGGAGAGGCUGCCAUGGCAUCAGCCAGAAGAGCAGUGAAUUGUAGAACGGUCACUCUGAGCCGGUCAGAGGUAACGUUCUUGUCACCGGUAACGAACCCGGACAAGGUGGUCUGUGUGGGCAUGAACUACCUGGAUCACUGCCAGGAGCAGAAUGUGCCUCUGCCGAAGGAACCAGUUAUUUUCAGUAAAUUUGGCAGCUCCAUUGUGGGGCCCUACAGUGACAUCAUCCAUCCAGCGGAGAGCAACGAAGUGGACUGGGAGGUGGAGUUGGCGUUUGUGAUUGGCAAGAAGGGGAAACACAUUAAGAGAGAAGAGGCCAUGGAUCACGUGGCUGGCUACACAGUUGCUCAUGACGUCAGUGCCCGAGACUGGCAGCUGAAGAGGAACGGCAAGCAGUGGCUACUGGGCAAAACCUUCGACACGUUCUGUCCACUGGGACCUGCCCUGGUCACAAAAGAUGCCAUCUCAGACCCUCACAAUCUGGGUAUCCGCUGUCGGGUCAAUGGGAAAGUCAUGCAGGACAGCAACACCAACCAGCUGAUCUUUAAUACCGAGGCUCUGGUCGUCUGGAUCUCACAGUUUGUGACCCUGUAUCCCGGAGAUGUGGUUUUAACUGGAACUCCAUCUGGAGUCGGAGUAUUUAGGAAACCGCCUGUGUUUUUGCGGCGCGGCGACACAGUGGAAUGUGAGAUCGAUGAGAUUGGGACCCUGCGGAACACUGUCGUUUAGGCUGAGCUGUGAUUCUGAACCUUUCACACAAGCUUCUUGGCGAUACGUUUUUAAAAAGUUAAUUCUCCCAGCAACACAAAGCCCUGAAUCACAUCAACGAAUGGAUAAGGGUUAAAAAUAUAAUAAAGGAUAAAGUUUAUGAAAUAUUCAUCACUUUUAAUCUGCGAGUUCUGAAUUUAUUCAGCUGCUUUUAAAUAUAUGUUUCAACUUCCACUUUUCUCAAAGGUAAAAACACAUGAUCUUUUAUCAAAUGUAAAACAGAUGAUGUGCUGACGGGGAACCUGAGAUUAAACAGCACAACAAUGUACAUCAAUAAAACAAUCAAUAAAAAAAAA
Molecule: messenger RNA, 1366 nt
Organism: Callorhinchus milii (elephant shark)
Lineage: Eukaryota; Metazoa; Chordata; Chondrichthyes; Chimaeriformes; Callorhinchidae
Gene: fahd2a
Product: fumarylacetoacetate hydrolase domain containing 2A
Exons: 9
Coding region: 33-1031 (332 amino acids)
Molecular function (GO): hydro-lyase activity
Source: RefSeq, a predicted model, not a curated record